This is a messenger RNA of Cooperia oncophora, 948 nucleotides long. Lineage: Eukaryota; Metazoa; Nematoda; Chromadorea; Rhabditida; Trichostrongylidae. The record is from the annotation of a GenBank genome assembly.
AUGCUAUGUGAUCCAGUUAUUGUCAACAUUUGCCCUAACAGUUACACGAGAGAGAUACGUACUGGUGAUCAUUUUGUAUUGGCACCUUUCAAGCUUCUUGAACCAGCAUAUCUGAAAGGAGUGAAAUUGUUCACAGAACAGACCGUGGAAGUUACAUACAUGUUCUACUUUUCGGAUUCUGCGGAAAUUGACAAACUUGAUCCAGAACACGUAAAGCCAGUAUGCCCUGGUGGUGCUAUUCCCUACGGGAUCCCACAAGUGAUGCUAUGUGAUCCAGUUAUUGUCAACAUUUGCCCUAACAGUUACACGUGUGUCGAAGCGGCUAAUGGACACUUGCUCCCCAGGGAUGCUCGAUCCCUCUGCUGUAAAACUUCAACACUGUACUCAUUUGCGUCGGUAUUUGGGGAAGUGCAGUUGUCUCCACGAAUCGUUCCAAAUCCACCUCUCUCAGCCAUAGAAUACGUAGAGAUACGUACUGGUGAUCAUUUUGUAUUGGCACCUUUCAAGCUUCUUGAACCAGCAUAUCUGAAAGGAGUGAAAUUGUUCACAGAACAGACCCGUGGAAGUUACAUACAUGUUCUACUUUUCGAUCCACUUUCGGCAACAGAAACCAUGCAGCUAUACUAUGACCGAGUUGCAGAAGGUGAUCGUUAUGUGGAUCUGGAGAAACCAAUCGAGGACGGAGGAUUCAUUUCGAAACGAAUUUUCAACGCGCCACCAAUAACGAACAUUGAAAAUCCAAAGCGACCUGGACCAAUCAAAGAGUAUCGGAAACGAUGGGUGGUGCUGGUUUUCAAGACGACGGAUCCUCUGACUCGACUCUAUGUUUUCUCCACAAGUGAUCUUCACGCCAAAUAUAGGACUGUGACUGAAUUUUUGAAAUCAGACACUGGUCGUCGACUAGGAACACCAGUGGCUGGCACAUUCUUCUUUCUGACUGCUGAUUGA